Entrophospora sp. SA101 is the source of this 786-nucleotide messenger RNA. NCBI's taxonomy places the organism in Eukaryota, Fungi, Glomeromycota, Glomeromycetes, Entrophosporales, Entrophosporaceae. The record is from the annotation of a GenBank genome assembly.
AUGUCGAGAAUAUCAAAUGAUGAGAAUUCAGCUAAUGAUUAUCAGAAUGAAAAUAUAAUACAUCAAGUUAGAAAACUUUCAAAUGAAGAAAAAGUAGUUUUAAACAUUGGAGGUGUUAAGUAUGAAACAUAUCGUUCAACACUUGAGGCAUAUCCUGACACAUUUCUUGGAAGAAUGUUUCAAUAUAGUAAUCAAGAGUUAUUAAAUCCAAAGAAUGGUAAUGAAUAUUUCUUUGACAGAUCAGGCCAAUUAUUUCAUUAUAUUAUGCAAUUUUAUCGAACUGGAAAGGUUUAUAUAGAUGAUCAAGAAGCAUCAAUUUCAAAGGAAAUAGAAAUAGAAUUAGACUAUUUUCAAAUACCUCAUCGACCACCUCGACCUACAGCAUCAUUAAUAGAUCACAUAGCAAUAAAAAAAGUCGAUGAAUUGAUCAAUACACUUAAAUAUUUAAUCAGUGAGGUUUCAGAACAUUACAUGAAAAAACUUUUAUUCAAAGAAUUCAAAGAGGAUUUGACGAUAAUAUUUUUAGAUAAUGGCCAAGCAACUGUUCACCCUGAAUUGUAUGAAAAUUUUGGUAAAAUAUUCGAAUCAACCAAACACUAUGCGUAUAAAAUCAUGAGUUUGUACAAGAAAGAAAUAGAAGAACAUAUAAUUAAAGAGUAUGAGCCUAAUUUGAUUUGGUUAGAUGAACAUAAAGGUGAUAGUUUAUUAUAUUAUAAGAUUAAAUUAACUAUCACCUGGAAAUUAAAUUCUGAAAAUAUUUUAGCAAAUAGUUUGUUAAAAAAAUAA